AUGGCUGAAAAGCGCAGACUCCCGCCGCGUGACCGACGGGAAUCGGCGGCCAAAAGACGUGUCUCCGAAGCCGCGCCUCAGUCUACCAAGAAAAAAGCGCCAACUCCUCGCGCCCCAUCUCCACUAGAAUUCGUUGACGCGCCUUUGCCCACCAAUCUCAAGGAUGUCGAGGGUUUACCUGUUCUUCGCGCGCGACAACCACUGACCUUAUCCGACAAGGAAUACCAAUCAAUCGCCGAAAGCGCAGUGCUCCUCGCUGCACUUGAACGGUCUAAGAAGAAAUGGCUCAGCGAUGGCAUCCUUGUGCGAUAUUUCACGAAGCCCAAGAAGACGAAGCGGGAGCAAAUCGAACGGAACAACCCGCCAAAGGACAGCAUGACCAAAGUCGGUCCUUGCGAUAUCACAAUCGGUCCUCAUUUCUUUGAUGCCAUGAUCUACACUGUCAAAGAUCCCAAUGCGCCACCAUCUCUACAAUAUGCGUCCCCGCAACGACCGAUGGUGCACUAUGGUCACCCCAACAACUUCCAACAAUACCGCCCCUACCCUUCCCCAUCCAAUCCUCAGCGCCCAAACCAAUAUUCGCCCGCCCCUGCAGGCCGUCCUGGUUACUCUGGAAGUCAUCCUCCGGCCCAGCAACCUCGUGGCCCGAACCAAAGCAAUGCUCCGUCCCCUCAAGGCGGGCAAAGGCCACAACCGGGGCAAAAGGGACCUAAUGGCCAGCCUGCUAAGCCAAGCCCGGACCCUGUGAUCCAAAUGCUGGCUACAAGAGCGGCAGCAGAUCCAGAGCUCAAGGCUUUGAUGCGUGUGGUUGCCUCCAGCCAAGCAUCCCAAGAGCAACUUCGAGCUUUCCAGGCACACAUUGACGAACUGAACGCCAUUAUUAAAUCAAGGGAACAACAAGAGCAACGCCAGCAGGCUUCUGCGACAGCUCAACCACAACAAACUCCGACUCCACAACCCCAAUCCACCCCGCAACCCCAGCCUCAGCCAAAACAGGAUGGCGCAAAGCCAGCCUCCAAGGAGCAGCCUGCAACUCAGACAAAAUCACCGGCCAAGCUACCGCCUACCCAGGCGGGUGCCUCUCACCCCCCUGCUGCCUCGACAGAAAAGCCGGCUAAUCCUCAAAACUCCGCUGGGACGGCGACAAUCAAGCAAGAGCCAACAGCUGUGCCCAACAAAGACUCCCAGGCUACGCCAACUUCAUCUACAGCUAGUGUCAAUGCCAGCACUCGAGCUCCUGUCUCCACCCCCGGUCCGCAGCAGACCCCUACAGCAAAUCUCACUUCAACGCCAGCCGGUCGGCCGCAGUCGGCAGCAAGGCCAGGACCAGGACCCCCAUACCCUCCAUACCCACAACCAGCUUAUGGGUCGCAAACUCCAAUCCAAUCCCGCCCACCGCAAUACGCCACACCUAAUUCCUUCUACCGUUCACCAGUGGCUCCGCUCGCUCCCCCGCGUGUAGGCUACAAAUCUGUGGUUUUCGAGUUCACGUCUCCCUUAACACCAUACGGAAAUGCUACUUCUGGUCACGCUGGCUCAGGCGACCGUUAUUUGUUCCCUGAAAACACAAUUCUCGAAUGGCUUCCAGACGAAAACACGGUCAUUGCAUCAUUCCUGGUAGUACGAAAAGUUGACGCAAACGCAACGUUCCCUCUUGAGACACCCACAGAGGCCGCCAACUCCAAAGGCAAAGGAAAGAGCGCAUCAAAAUCCAAGAAGGGCGAGCCGAAGGGCAAGGCCGAAAAGGGAGCAGACCCAGCCGGUCCUCAAACCCCCGCUCAACCAGGCGGAACACCACAUAAGCAAGAACCAAGUGAUUCUCCAAUGCCCGACGCAUCGGCUGCCCCUAUUAACGAGGCAAACCUCAAGGAAUACUGGCAACCAGUCACAUUCCGCAUCCACUCACCAAGCACAACAAUUCUCGAACCACUCGCCCGAGUCGUCAAGCCAGCAGAUGAAGUCCGCAAAUACAUGAAUGAAGUCAUGGACCGCGCUGAGCGUGCGCCGGAUGGCUUCCUGGCCAUGCGUCUCCCUCGCGAGGAAUCGCACGAGCCAUUUGAUCCAGAGGGAACACCCGCCUCAAACGUUGGAACACGCAGCCGUCUUUCUCGUGUCCAGCUUGCGGAUGAAGAGUCCGAGGUCGAGACGUCUGCAUUCGAAUUCGAGGAGGAAGAUGAAGAUGAUUUGAAGGACUUUUAUGAUGCGCCAUAUGGAUUACCGCCGUUGAAGACGUGA
Penicillium nucicola is the source of this 2235-nucleotide messenger RNA. RefSeq lists its product as uncharacterized. Gene Ontology annotation, molecular function: ATP-dependent H2AZ histone chaperone activity. Lineage: Eukaryota; Fungi; Ascomycota; Eurotiomycetes; Eurotiales; Aspergillaceae. Gene Ontology annotation, cellular component: Swr1 complex. Gene Ontology annotation, biological process: chromatin remodeling. The record is from RefSeq and is a predicted model, not a curated record. Bases 1 to 2235 code for a protein of 744 amino acids. The transcript is spliced from 2 exons.